Messenger RNA from Saimiri boliviensis boliviensis (Bolivian squirrel monkey), 1407 nucleotides. The record is from RefSeq and is a predicted model, not a curated record. Lineage: Eukaryota; Metazoa; Chordata; Mammalia; Primates; Cebidae.
AUGGGAAGUUCAGAAAUCAGGACGUGGGCUAGGGUGGGUCUGCGGCCGGCAGAGGGCGCGGGACAGCUCCUCGCUCUGCGGGCCCGGCGGGCUGGGGGCUGCCCCGGGCGCGCCGUCGGAGCUCGCGGGCAACGGGUCGCUGCUGCCCGCCCCGCUGGGAAAGCGGCGGGCGGCUGGGCGGCUGGGAGCGGGCGGGGCGGGGCGGGGCGGGGCGCGAAGGGGGCGGGGCCGCGAGUGGGGGGCGGUGGCGGCGGUGGCAGCCGAGGAGGAGAACAUGGCGGCCGCGGAGAGCGGCUGAAAUGCCUCGCCUCGGCCGCCUGUUCGCCGCUGCUCCCCCGAGCGGAGCCUGCGCCAGGUUCCUUUUGCAUCCCCCCUGCUGGGGGACCCCUGCUCCGGAGGAGGGGGCCGGAGAGCCGCGGCGGCGGCGGCCGCCUGGGCCCCGGGGGCCCGGCGCCGGGCCCGAGGAGCGGCGGAGGCCGCGGCGGCGUCGUCACGGUCGCGGACGAGCGAGGCGCCGGUGAGCGCGGCCCACAGGCGGCGGCGGCAGGUGAGUGGCGGGCGGCGGGCGCGGAGCCUCCCGGUGGGUGCAGCUGUCACGAGCCGCGCGGCCGCCGAGGCCCUAGGGGGCGGGGAGCAGCUGGCACCCCUCCGCCCCCCGCUCUCCUUUCUCCCGCUCCAUCCACCUCCCACUUCUCCGAGUUCCCCUCGCGGCCCGGCGCGGCUGGAGGGGGCGGAGGUCUCAGCUGUCACGGGCACCAGCUGGGGGCUGCUCCCCGCCGAGGGAAAUCGCUGCAGCAGCGACUUCUCUCCGCCUCUUUUCCAGUUGCCCUAGUUAGCGCGGAGAGGGCGAGCAUCCGCGGAGGGGGCGCGAGCUGCGCGGCCGCCCGCCCGGCGUGGGGACCCGGCGCCCGGGGCCGCCGCGGAAAGAGGGAGCCGGAAGUCGGCGCGGGCGCCCCUCGGCCCCGGCGACGCCGUGACCUUGGCCGGCUUGCUCACCUCUCGGAGUCUCGCCGGCCCGGACCGCGAAAUGGGGGCGACCGCGGCGUCCGUUUCGGUCGGCGCAGCCCUCGACGGCGCUGGUGUUUGACCCCGGCGCGCUUGCUCGCCCCUUCUCCCGGGAAGGGGUUUCGGAGAUCUAUCGAUACUAACGGAAAUGUAACUGGAACUGACUCCGAUGAUAAAAUCAAGGACCAUCAAGCAAGAUCAUGCAGUAGGCAACUUUGCUUCCAAAUGAAGUUACCAACAUUUAAAAUUUCUACUUAUUCUAAGGUUCCAUUUACAGCUACAUCAGAGAAUGAAUUAAUCUCCUCAGAAAUCACUAAAUCCUACUCUGAGGGGCUUAGAAAUUAACAGGUUUGUAUAUUUGGCCUUAAAUGAGGUGAGAGUGAAGAGACUAGAGCCACCUCU